This is a messenger RNA of Camponotus floridanus (Florida carpenter ant), 3013 nucleotides long. RefSeq lists its product as uncharacterized. NCBI's taxonomy places the organism in Eukaryota, Metazoa, Arthropoda, Insecta, Hymenoptera, Formicidae. The record is from RefSeq and is a predicted model, not a curated record. The transcript has 14 exons. Bases 547 to 2685 code for a protein of 712 amino acids.
GGUGAAUGGAUUGAUGUGCGCGGAGCUGUAUUUACCCAGCCGCAUCCGAUCGUUCGAUCAGGCAGGCGGAUGGCACGGCCGGAGGAUGCCCCUCUGCUCUUCCUCGUCGUAUCCGCCGUUGUGGCUCGGCGCGCGAUAGCUUUUCAUUUCGUUACGUGUCUGUCCCGCAGUUGGUUAGUGGAACGUUUGCCCGUCCAUCUCACUCUCUGUAUAAACGAAAGGACGACGAAUGUACGCGGAGAGUGAAUCGCGAGCACGGCUCGAUUACGUCGAAGAGCGCAUGCAGUCCCUGGGGAGAUAUAUCGAUCUUUAACCCGCCGACGAUGCACACUUCAGCUAACAAUAAGUGUGACAAUUGCUACUAGAGAGUUCAAUGACGGAUCAGCGGUUUGCGUAAGAACAUGUAAAUCAGCGACACGAGAGAGAAGCAGAAGAUGUCGUUCCGCAGUUUAUAGAACAAUAUCUGGGAAUCCUUGAAGAGGAACUCUUCAAACUCUCGCAACUGAUUUCAUCUCUUCGCAUUUGAUACAAACGCAAAGAUACAGAAUGACGGCGACAACUCUAUGUUUCAUGGUUUUCAUCUGCAGUCUUGCAUGCAACACAGGUUGGUCUCAGAAUUGUCAGGAUCAAGAUACGGGAUGGGAGAAAAUCAUCGGAGCUAAGCCUGCAAACUCUGUAGAAACUGUGUUAUACAAAAACAGUGCCAUAGGUAAUAACGGUAUUGUCGUGCCUUGUUUCGACAGGUGUAAAAGCUUGAAUUGCACAGCAUUUGUGAUCGACUUUGUGAGUAACAUUUGUUACAGUGUGCAAGUAAAAGGCGAGGAACUCAUUCCCGAAACUAACACCACGUUUUUCCAUAAAAUCUGUGUUAAAGUUUCACCAAAUUGCAAGCGACAAAGACUGUGGCAAGUAGAGAGAACCUUGGGAGCUAUUUUAAAAGAUGGAUACUCCAACUUAUAUUUUCAAGCAUUGUUACGGAGAAGCGAGUGUUACGAGAAAUGUCUGAAAGCAGAAAAUGAAUGCGAAUCUACGCAAUUUCGUACGAGCGAGCCUUUGUCAAUUGACGAUACCCUCGGCACGUGUUCGUUGUCAAAGUUCGAGAGAGGUACUAGACCGCAAGCCUACAGAUCGUCGAUGUAUCGAGAUGAGUAUCUGCAAGAUCAAUGCCAUAAUAUAUCGAAGAAAAACUAUUGCUCUUAUGCGGAGUAUCGGAACGUAACACUGCCAUACUCGGAUAUAGCAUUACCGGGACUCGACUUGAAACAGUGCGAGGAGAAAUGUGAUCGCAGUCAGCAUGGUUUCAUAUGCAGAGCCUACACCCUCGAUUAUUCGGAAGAGAAACCAUUCUGCUUGCUGCAUUCUGACGAUACAAUCAGUCUUGGAGUCAGUUCAUUGGUUACCAGACCCAACGUCAUUUAUAAAGAACAAGAAGCUUGUCUAGAUUUGAAAGUACAAUGCGGCGAAUCAACCAUGACAGUUGUAUUAACCACUGCGGAGCCUUUUGACGGACGGAUGUAUGUGAGUGGAUUUGGAGAUACUUGCGGUGUUAAUGGUGUUGGGAAUAAUGUGACAAUAUUAAGAAUACCGCUUCCGAAGAGAGAGAUCAUCGGUAGAUCUAACAUUGAGUGUGGUCUUACGCCCGCGUUUUCCAUCAACAACGAAAAUCGAACGCAUACAUUAGUUUGGGCCACCAUUGUCAUACAAUAUAAUCCAAUCAUCCAACGAUUGGGAGAUCAGUCGGUGAAAAUUGGAUGCUCCUUAGAUGGCCGCGAUAUCCCGGAACCGCGAAACGUGUCCGUUAAUUCGAGCUUUUCUUUCUUGGAUCCAAACGCAGGCGUACCGCCGGUUGGAUCAAUCGUAAUAAACGCAUCAUCCGAAGCACCAGUGGUGACGAUGAGGAUCCUUAACGAAGAACAUAUGGAUGCAGUCGUUACCCAAUUAGGACAAAAGUUAACGCUCAGAAUUGAAAUCCGACCUGUUGACGGACCUUACGAUAUCAUAGCUGGACAUCUUGUAGCUAGUAGCGCAUCCGGAGAUUCUUCGUACCUUCUUCUAGAUGAAUCUGGAUGUCCGACGGAUUCGACAACUUUUCCCGCGCUAUUAAAGGAUCCAAUGGACAAUCGUUCUCUGAUCUCAACAUUUACUGCCUUCAAAUUUCCGGAUAGUCAAAUUGUGCGAUUCAACGUCAUCGUUAAAUUUUGCCUCGAAGAAUGUGAGCCAGCUACAUGCAGAGGAGGCCAGAUUUCAUAUGGCAGGAAACGACGAUCGAUCGAGCAGCCGCUCAUCGCCGAGGUAACAGAAAUUUUCAGAAACCUCACCCCCGCGGAAUUACCGUUGCAACUUUCUAUCGUCGUUCAAAGUCCGGUGAUAACAGCGGACCAUUUACUGUCCAGGGAAAAUCCGGUUCCUGAUACAGUUCUGAUUACCGGUGGAAGAUCUAUAGAUGGCCUUAUUUGCGUGGACGCGAGUCUGGCUCUGGGUCUUCUGAUCUUUUGGUUAAUAAUUCAGAUUAUACUCACCGCCGGUUGCCUUUUAGCAGUUCGUCGCUAUAGAAAGAUGGCUGUUGAGGCCGAAGAAGACAGAGCUGAUAUAUUAGCGAGGCAUCUUUACGGGAUUCACGGAGGAAACUUUGAAAUCGCACGAAGAGUUAGAUGGGCCGAUCGAAACGAUUCCUCGAUUGGAUGAUUAGUUUUUUCAAUUUUUCAAGCAAAGAGAAUUCAGGUAUUAAGUUGGUGGCCAAAUUUUUUAAGUAAAAUUAGAAACAAAAUUUUCAGUUUUAAUUUCUAAGUUUUAAAGAAACGAUAUGUUCAGUUGAAAAUGCGAAGUCACCGAAAAAAAACCGGAAGCGCUAAAAGUUAGUGAAAAUAUCAAUCUUUUGAUAUAAUGCGAUAAUAAUUUAAAAAAGAUUGAAAUUCACAUAAUAACUUUAGCAUCAUUAAUCUUAGUCAUUUAGAAGGUCAUUUACAAAUCAAAAUGAAAAUAAAGUGUCUAUCACUAGUUAUUAUUUUUGCUU